Messenger RNA from Didymodactylos carnosus, 645 nucleotides. NCBI's taxonomy places the organism in Eukaryota, Metazoa, Rotifera, Eurotatoria, Philodinida, Philodinidae. The record is from the annotation of a GenBank genome assembly.
AUGUUAUCCUCCCAUCUUUUCCUUAUACCAAUGUUUCGAGGUCGUUUUUCCGCAGGGAAUACAUCUUCAAAUAUUUGGCAAACAAAGAAACAACAGUUAUACAAUGUUCAACAAUCACCACCUCAUAGUCAACAACCUUGUGAAGUUCAAUCAAAUGAAUCAUCUACUUCGACUGAAAUUUAUAACACCAUAAAGGCGUUACUGAAUCACUUACCGCAAGCAGAACAAGACGAAGUAUAUCUAAUGCUAUUAAAACAUCAAUCAUUAUGUGAAUUAACGAAACGAAAAAUAACAAAUACACACAUACAACAUGUCAUUCGUACAGGCGAUCAUUCGCCAAUUAGUUCACGUCCCUUUCUGAGCACUAUCCAUCAACAAAAAACGUUAUCAGAACAUAUUCACCAAAUGGAAAAAGACCAUUUCAUCAGACGUUCAACAUCCCUGUGGGUAUCUCCCGUGGCGUUAGUUAAAAAACCCGAUGGAGCAGCCAGGACUAAUGGACAAGUGGAACGUUUCAAUGCGACGUUUUAUCUACAAUUAGCAAAAUUACACGAUGAAAAUGUUAAUCAUUGGGAUGAAUAUUUGCCAGCAUGCAUAUUCGCAUACAAUAGUAGACAGCAUGGUACAACUGGUAGUAAUGGUUGA